AUGAAGACGAAACAUGAUACCCAACGAAGAACCCAACAGACCAAAGAAAGACUAAAGAAGAAGGAACUAGAAUACCAGCGGGACCUUCAACGAUACAAUGAAAUACUAGCAAAAGGGGUUGAAAAUGAUAUACCUCCCAAGAGAGCGAAAUGCAAGAGAAGAUCACGCCGGCGUGUGGUAAAGAAGAUCCAGCCUCCUCCGAAUCACCCCAAACGUCCCCAGUAUAGCUCUUUGGGCAGUUCGGAAAAGACCCCUAAACAGUCGUAUUCUCCAUCGACAGACCUCCCGCCACAUUUGCAAGAAACUACAACAAAAUCAUUUGAAAACAAAGUACAAUUAAAACAUACUUACCCUGAACUAUUAAAAAUUAUAAACCAAAACUUGUCCCUGAAUACCAUUGAUAUACCGUUGAUCCAUAACUUGGCACCCAAAAACUUAGAAUACGAACUGAAGAGAUUUUCCAUCCCAGCUGAUUUUUAUAACAGCACCGCUGAAUUACCAAAUUAUUCCGAUGCCAACGAAAUUGACUUUUUCUUUGCUGAAACAUUGAAGAGCGACUUGUCGUUAGUUUAG
Molecule: messenger RNA, 573 nt
Organism: Candida tropicalis MYA-3404
Lineage: Eukaryota; Fungi; Ascomycota; Pichiomycetes; Serinales; Debaryomycetaceae
Exons: 1
Coding region: 1-573 (190 amino acids)
Source: RefSeq, a predicted model, not a curated record